Molecule: messenger RNA, 1466 nt
Organism: Drosophila hydei
Lineage: Eukaryota; Metazoa; Arthropoda; Insecta; Diptera; Drosophilidae
Exons: 4
Coding region: 11-301 (96 amino acids)
Molecular function (GO): protein binding
Source: RefSeq, a predicted model, not a curated record
ACAAGUCACAAUGAAAACCGGACUAGCUCCUGGCUAUAAGCUUAUUUUGGGUUUAUUGCUAGCUUCAAUUGGCAUUGUCUAUGGACAGCUGUUCGCUUUGCAAGGGCCUAACAAGUGCCACGACGUUUGCCCCACAGGAUACCGCGUGGUGUGUGCUCUGCAUGAAGGCUGCCUGCGAACAUUUGCCAGCAGUUGUGUGAUGCGCAUGUAUAACUGCAAAUAUCAGAAGGAUUAUCGAAUAAUAUCUCAAAGAGCCUGCGAGUUCAUAAGCAAUGAAGACCUUCAAAAAUUGGAGCUUUAGCGGCGACUGCGGGAACUACGGCAAGAGGCCACAGCGUCAUUGUCGCUAGAUGGCGCCACCGUGCAGCGCGCAUGCGUUGCAAUAUAUUUUUCAAAGUGGCUGCGGCAUGGCAGCCGCCAGGAUAUACAUAUAUCCUACCACUGCUGUUGCUGCUGUUUUAUGUGUAACUUUCUCUCUGGCUAAACUGUUGUCUCGUCACGCCACAACUACGAAAAGCGUAAAUUUUAAUUUAAUUUAAAAGCGCAACUUUGACCUGUUUUAAACACAUACGUAUACAAUUGUGCUAAUCUUUUUUCGUGAUCUAAAUUUAUACAAAAACACGUUGAACGCGACUAUUCAGUAAAAUAUCCUCUUAUAUUAACAUAAGCACCAUAGCGUAAGGACAAACAAAUAAGUGUACAUAAUACGAAUCGCAGACAACGACAGGAAAACUCACUUUAGGCAGGCAGCAAUAGAGCCUGCAACACCAACACACACACACGCACACACAGCCACACAUAUGUACACACUCACAAUCGAAGACGCUCUGUGAAGGCUCCAAAGAUUUUACAGCCAAUCGCGUGGCGAUUUAAUAACAGCCAAACAAAUUGCGCAUCAAUUAUAACAUAAUAAUGACACUCAUUCAAUUGUUGCGGCUGUAUGAGUGUGGAUGGCCGCUGGCCACAUUUCGAAGCAUACAUUUCAGCCCCAUUGUUGCAGUUUGAACUAUGCAAACAUGUCUGCACACAGUGUCAUGCAUACGUACAUGCAAUAUGCAUGUGUUGGUGGAGUUUAUAUAGGAGCAUUUAUGUAUAUGUGUGUGCAUGUGUGCUCAUGUAUGUACCAAUACACACAUGCCAGCAUGCGAAUAUGUGCAAACAAACAAUGUAUGGGAAUGCGUGUGUGUGUGACUGCCCGUGUCCGUGUGUGUCUAACGUGUAUGUAAAUGUGAGAGUGCGACCCUGCCACUGGAUAACAAUAGCCACACUUCAAUGACCUAGACCUCGACCACGAGAGAUUUAAAUGCCGCCAAGUGGGAGAGUGCACUGCAGUUGGCCUCCCACAAGUUCUAGGUCGUAAUUUAAACUGCGCAAUUCCAAUUAUGUCCAUGUUGGCGCGACAAAGUGCAAAAUUCGAAUUUCAUAUCUCAUAAAUCAUAUAUUCUUUAAGUUAAUGAACCAUAUCA